CUCUUAUGCUUCGGUUAGCAUCUCCCUACACUAGUGCUCUACUGGCAGUUGGCGGAGGAUUCUUUAUCUUCUUAUCCUUCUGACGAUGAAACCAACUCAGAACAUGUUAUGGGAGACUUGUCAGAGCCAAUUUCAAGAGUCAAGGCAGAGCCUUUUCUCAUAUGCAGAAACCUGUGAAGCCCUGGAGGAAGUAGUUGCUGGGUAGAUACUGGUAGUGCACUAUUGUUCAAUGUUACUGAUCUUCUUUCAUGGCUUGACACUUCAGCCAAACUAGCUGUGGGAUCUGCUGAGUAGGCUGAACUUUUUGAUUUUGAUCACAUAUAUUUUGGUUCAAGUAUUGCCAGUCCAGUUGCUAUUCUAUAUGGAGCUCUUGGACCAGAAUGCUUUAAAGAGUUUCAUGUUACCUUGGUGGAAGCAUCAAAAAAAGGGAAAAAUUAAAUAUGAAGUGAGACCUGUAUUGCCUUAUGGAUGUCAAGCAGCGAGCAGCUAUUGUAGUGCUGUUGGUUCUUCGGACGUAGUAGGGUUGGGUUAUGGUGUGGAACUUGCUUUGAAGAGCAUGGAGUACAAAGCUAUGGAUGAUAGCACAGUAAAGAAAGGUUUUACUGUAGAAGAUCAUAGGACCGAGGAUCUCAGUCCUGAAGUUAGAGGAUUUAUAUUUUCCAAAAUCUUGGAACGCAAGCCAGAGGUGACUACUGAGUAAUGGCUUUCUGGGAUUAUUUAUUAUCAUCAACAAUAUCAGACACGCUGGAAGUUUGAGAAUUGAAGGUUUUAGGACAUCAAACAGCACAAAGGAUAGUGCAUACAUCAGACCCUCUAUGGUCAAUGCAAGAAAUCAAUCAAAAUUUUCCUAGUAUAGUUUCUUCAUUAUCUUGCAUGAAGGUACAAGCUUCUGUUAGACACUCGUUAAAUUUGUAGGCAUAUAUGAUAUCUUUGUUAUUUCUGUCAGCUAACAUAUGCUUAAGCUAUAUGCAGCUUAAUGAUUCUGUUAAGGAUGAAAUACUUGUGAAUCAGCAAAUGGUUCCUCUUGGCAAGUCUUUAAUGGCUUUGAAUGGUGCUUUAAUCAAUAUUGAAGAUAUUGAUCUUUACCUAUAA
Phoenix dactylifera (date palm) is the source of this 1092-nucleotide messenger RNA. NCBI's taxonomy places the organism in Eukaryota, Viridiplantae, Streptophyta, Magnoliopsida, Arecales, Arecaceae. The record is from RefSeq and is a predicted model, not a curated record.